Chaetomium globosum CBS 148.51 is the source of this 516-nucleotide messenger RNA. RefSeq lists its product as uncharacterized. Bases 1 to 516 code for a protein of 171 amino acids. The transcript is spliced from 2 exons. The record is from RefSeq and is a predicted model, not a curated record. NCBI's taxonomy places the organism in Eukaryota, Fungi, Ascomycota, Sordariomycetes, Sordariales, Chaetomiaceae.
AUGCAACUUUCGUCGCUUUUCCUGUCGGCUACUGCCCUACUCGCUCAAGCAGCCUCGGCGGAUUACCUCCUCUAUUCGAGUCGGCGUGCGCUGUUUAACCCUCCCGCCCAAAUUCAAACCCGCCCCCCCGCAGGGUAUCUGCCAGGAUGUGUCGGAUUCACCAGGACGCGCUCUCAGAAUGCCGAGAUCGCCCUGGAUGCCGAAGGCGACAUUGGGAGCAAGUUUUUCCUGCUGCAGACGACACCAACGACGUGGGCUUUGCACUCAAAAGAGCACAGCUAUUAUCCCAUCACUGAACCUGGCGACCUGUUGGUCAUCACGGGGCCAUUUACCGUCGACGAGUCCGGUCGAUUUGUUUACAACGGGACGGAAGUUGAGGACGCCGGCUGGGUCGCCUGUAAACAGAAGCGUAACGAGGGCUUCUCCACGAUUUAUCUGACUGCAUCGUCCGUGCAGGAUGAGUCCUGCCGGGAAGUGGAGGUCUACGCAUACGACACGAACCAACGCGGCAUCUGA